This is a messenger RNA of Plasmodium yoelii, 1713 nucleotides long. RefSeq names its product phenylalanine--tRNA ligase alpha subunit, putative. NCBI's taxonomy places the organism in Eukaryota, Apicomplexa, Aconoidasida, Haemosporida, Plasmodiidae. Bases 1 to 1713 code for a protein of 570 amino acids. Gene Ontology annotation, biological process: phenylalanyl-tRNA aminoacylation. The transcript has a single exon. Gene Ontology annotation, molecular function: phenylalanine-tRNA ligase activity; tRNA binding; ATP binding. The record is from RefSeq and is a predicted model, not a curated record. Gene Ontology annotation, cellular component: phenylalanine-tRNA ligase complex; cytoplasm; cytosol.
AUGAAUACAAACGGAGAGGAAGAGAAAAAAAAUGCAGAGUUAGAAAAUUUCUUAAAUAUAUUAGAAACCGAAUUUAACAUAAAUGAAAAAAAAGAAGAUGCCGAUUAUUAUGAUGGUUUGAAAAAAGAUGCCGAUUAUUAUGAUGGUUUGAAAAAGGAUGGUGAUUAUUAUGAUGGUUUAAAAAAGGAUAAAGGAAUAGAAGUGUUCAUAAAUAAAUAUACAGAUUCAAUAAAUAUAAGCAAUAAGUAUGGAAUAGAUCAUAAUAAGGUUAUGGGAAUGAUAAAAAAAUUAGAAACAUUAUAUUAUAUUAUUAAUAUUGUCAAAAAUUUUAACAUAUAUGAAUUAACAGAUGAAGGAAAUGAUUAUUUAAAGAAUGGGUCUCCUGAACAUAUUGUCUUAAAAUAUAUUUUUGAUAAAAAAAAAUGUACUAUGGAUGAAUUAAAAAAUGUUUAUGGUAAAAAAGGAGAAAUUGGGUUAAAUAUAAAUUUAAGAGAAAAAACAAUUCAAUUAAAUAAAGUUGAAAAAUAUUUAAUUUGUAAUUUAGAUAAUACAAAUAAUAAGUUUGAUGAUAUAACACAAAAAUGUCUAUACUUGAUAAAUAAAUUAGGAAAUGAUGAAAAAACUCUUUUUAAAGAGAUUAAUAAUUUAUAUUCCAUAAAAAAUAAAUCCUCAAAUUGUAGUAACAUAGAUUAUGGAACUAAAAUAAUUAAUGAACUUAAAAAACGUAAACUAAUUGAAAUAAAAAAAAAAACAUAUAGCCAAAUAAUUAAAACAAGCAAUUUUAAAAAAGAGAUAAAAAAACAAAUUACUGAUUUAAAUUAUUUAUUAAUAAAAAAUAAUGAAUAUAAAAAAUAUGAUAUAAAAAAAUAUAAUUUUUUUGCAAGUGGUAAAAAAAUUAAUAAAGGUAAUAUACAUCUUUUAACAAAACAGAUGAAAUUUUUUAAAGAUAUAUUUAUUUCUCUUGGAUUUGAAGAAAUGGAUACUCAAAAUUAUAUAGAAUCAUCUUUUUGGUGUUUUGAUGCAUUAUACAUACCACAACAACAUCCAAGUAGAGAUUUACAAGAUACUUUUUUUAUAAAACAUCCAAAAUAUUCUCAAGAAAAUUUUAUUAAUAAAGAAUAUAUUGAAAAUAUUAAAAGAGUGCACACAUAUGGUGAUUAUGGAAGUUUUGGAUGGAAUUAUAAAUGGAAAUUAGAAGAAAGCCAAAAAAAUGUUUUAAGAACACAUACUACUGCAAAUUCUUGUCGAGCUUUAUUUAAAUUAGCUAAAAUGUAUAAAGAAACAGGAAAUAUUAUAUCUAAAAAAUAUUUUAGUAUAGAUCGUGUGUUUAGAAAUGAAAAUUUAGAUAGUACACAUUUAGCAGAAUUUCAUCAAAUUGAAGGAUUAGUAAUUGGUAAAAAUAUUGGGUUAUCACAAUUAAUAGCAAUGUUAUCUGCUUUUUAUAAAUAUAUAGGAAUACAUAAAUUAAAAUUUAAACCAACUUUCAAUCCAUAUACAGAACCAUCUAUGGAAGUUUAUGGAUAUCAUGAAGAACAUAAAAAAUGGCUAGAAGUUGGAAAUAGUGGAAUAUUUCGACCUGAAAUGUUAAUGCCGAUGGGAUUUCCAAAAGAUGUUUCUGUGAUGGCAUGGGGACUAAGUUUGGAAAGGCCCACCAUGAUAAAAUAUGGUAUCAAUAAUAUUAGGGACCUUUUCGGUUUUAAGAGCGUAGUGUAG